UGCACAGCCGUAGGCCUGUGUGUUCAGGCCUGAUUUCAGGCCUGUGGUUUUUUCAGCUGAACUUUGAUCAUGGCCGACACGGGCCCCACAGAGGACGGGCAGACCAGACCUCAGUCCGCGACCUCGCACCUGAAACACGUGGCCUUUCGCAUCCCCACACUGUACCGGGAUGAACUCGUGCAGCUGUUCAAAUUUGUUGGGCCCACGAUAAUCUCCCAGUCCAUGAUCUUUCUGAUUGGCUUCGUCAGUACAGUGUUUUGUGGUCAUCUUGGGAAAAUUGAACUUGCCAGUGUUGCCUUGGCUAUCGCAGUGGUGAAUGUCUUUGGUAUUGUCAUUGGCACAGGUUUGUCUAUGACCUUGGACACACUCAUAUCCCAGACGUUUGGCAGCGGAAACCUGAAGAGAGUUGGUGUGAUUCUGCAGCAGGGCGUCGUCAUUCUGCUGUUGGCCUGUUUCCCCUGUUGGGCUGUGCUGCUGAACACCGAGCUCUUCCUCAUCCUCGCCAAGCAGAACAGAGAUGUUGCUAGUCUUGCUCAGUUGUACGUCAAUGUUUUCAUGCCAGCCUUACCAGCUGCUUUCAUGUAUGCACUUCUUGGGAAGUACCUACAAAACCAGAAAAUUGUUUGGCCUCAAGUUAUAACUGGAGUAAUCGGGAACGUCUUAAAUGCCAUUAUCAACUACGUCUUUCUGUACACUCUGGAACUGGGUGUAGCUGGAUCUGCAGCAGCCAAUCUCAUUACUCAGUAUUCGUUGGCCGGUAUUUUGUGCCUUUACAUCAUUGCGAAAGGUCUCCACAAAGAAACAUGGGCAGGCUGGUCCAUGGACUGUCUGCAGGAUUGGUUGACUUUCCUUAAAUUGGCCAUUCCCAGUCUGCUCAUGCUGUGUCUGGAAUUCUGGGUGUUUGAACUCGGAUCAUUUUUGUCCGGAAUCAUCAGUGAAGUCGAACUGGGAGCGCAGAGUGUCAUGUAUCAGCUGAUCGCCAUCACCUUUGUGAUCCCUUUGGCUUUUUCUUCAGCCGCCAGUACUCAUGUUGGUAAUGCUCUUGGUGCUAAUCGCAUUGAGCAGGCAAAACUCUCCGCCAAAGUCCCGGUGAUUUGUGCAACUGUUAUUGGAAUUGUUAUUGGACUGCUGAUGAUUAUUUUAAAGGAUUACAUUGGAUACGUCUUCACUAAAGAACAGGAAAUUAUCAAGCGUGUGUCUGACGUGGCUGUUGUUUACGGUGUCAUGUUCCCCGUUGAUGCCUUGGCGUAUGUGUCUGGAGGGGUCCUCAGAGGAGUCGGAAAGCAGAAAAUCGGAGCUGUGUGUAACUUGAUCGGGUAUUACCUCAUUGGACUCCCUAUCGGCGUCUCUUUAAUGUUUGCGGUGAAGAUGGGCAUCGUGGGGCUUGGGAUCGGCAUCACUAUCUGUGUGGCUUUUCAGUCGGCCGUCUACAUUUUCAUCAUCUGGAAACUUGAUUGGCGUGAGGCUGCGAAAGAGGCCCAACUGAGAGCUGGAGUCCAAGCUAAUGAUGAAAAUGAGGUGGAAAUGACAGAUUUAACCUCUGCUCCUGCUGAUGUCGCUGUUGAGACUCCGCCCGCUGGUUCCCGAGGUCGGCUGUUCGUUUCCCGUGGCCUGGCUCUGUUUGUCAUGCUGGUCAUUCUGAUUCUUGGCAUUCUUGCCAAAAUUUACCUGCUCCAACUAGUGAACUAGAAGAACCAUUUUACCCUUUGAGUAGGUUGUGUUCACAUAUUAAACAGGGAUGUGACAAGAUCUCGUGAGACAAAACUGCUACGAGCUUGUAAACAAAAGUAUUGGAAUGGACACAAAAAAUGUAAGACUAAAUUGGAGAUUGAAAUGUGAAAUUUAUAGAUUAGGACUUGUCUUGUCCCAUCCCUACAUUUUAAGAUUUUUUUAAAUCAUGAUUUCAGAUACAAACACUAUGGGGGUGACUUUAAAUGAAAUGUAUGAAGAAAAUCCACAAAUGUUCAGUCUAACAAUUGAUUGUUUUUUAAACUUGCAAUUUUAAUCAUAGCUGACGGUUCUUUCACUUGACUAGUGUUUGAGUAAUGCUGCCACUUCUUGCUCUGAUCAUAUAAAGCUUUCUAGGGAUGCAUAAAUGCUAAAAGUAGCGCCAGUACUGAAAAAAGUCUGAAUCAGACUUCUCCCUGUUCAGUUAUCCUUGCUGAAUUUUAAUCUUUUUUUGUUCAGAUUCAGGUUCAAAUUUGUUCAGAGAGAAACAACAACUUAAAGGUGCAAUUGUUCACCUGCUGUUCUAUGGAGUGGUUACAAACUCCACCAGAAGUUAUUACCUUAGACUGUUCCACAUUCUGACAUUUCACUUAUCUCCAUGGAGACAAAAAUCAGGUCAGGUUACAAGUCAAGUGACUCCCAAAACAAACGCCUGCAAUCGAAUACAUGCAAGAUAAGUUUAAUGACACACUGUGGAACAUUUCAGGCAAACAAAUACUGUUUCCAUUGAGAAAAGCUGGUAAUGAUCCACAUCAGAAAAGUUGGUCCACCCUUAAACAAAAAUAACUGAUCCAAAUAUGUUGCAUAGGUAAAGAAACAGAUCUCCUUUCCAGUCCGACAAGGUAUUGGUAUUGUAAUUGAAGACCAGUGCAUCCCUACUUAUUUCAUACAUGCUUUUAUAGAAUACAUUGGACAUUGUGCUGGUUUGUUUCAUGCAAAUGGGUCAGGAAUUGUAGUUACUAAGUAUCUGCUGUUUAGAGCCUAAAUGCAUAAACACUGGCACAAAGUUCAGUGAGUCUUUUUUUAUUUUCAGUAACUAUGAAGUGGUUGCAUUAUUCAAAGACUCGAUAUUUGUGGAUUUUCUGUUUGUUCAAAAUUGGCUAUAGACUUGUAGAAGCCCCCUGGUACUGCUUUGAAAACGUAAAAUUAUACUUUAGGAUGUAGUGAACACAACCAUGUUCCAACUGACUUUUUAAUUUUUUUUUGUGAUUUUAUUGAUUACUUGGGCUUAUUGAUCAAGUACUACAGGGUCAUCUUGGCCUAAUGUUUUGAUUUUUCACUAUUUUUUGUUUUAAAUGAUCAUGUUUUUUGGUUUUUUAAUUAACCCAAUGUGCCUUGCUAAAAAUUUUUUUUUAAAGAACUGCAUGAUUAAGUUCUUUAACUGCUUGAUUAAUUUAACUUUAAUUAUUUGGGGGUUUUUUUUUGGGCUUGUGCCAGAUAAUCAAAAGGGGAUGUUAAUGUUUUAAUAUGCAAUGACAUUUGCUUAACUGUUUAGGGGAUUUUAUUGAUUUGUGUAUGAUCACUGUUGGGUUGCACAGUUUAUUGAUCUGUUUUUAUUUGCUGUGCAUAAAAUUUCUUGGAAACAUAA
Molecule: messenger RNA, 3316 nt
Organism: Boleophthalmus pectinirostris (great blue-spotted mudskipper)
Lineage: Eukaryota; Metazoa; Chordata; Actinopteri; Gobiiformes; Gobiidae
Product: multidrug and toxin extrusion protein 1-like
Exons: 16
Coding region: 70-1689 (539 amino acids)
Biological process (GO): xenobiotic detoxification by transmembrane export across the plasma membrane
Cellular component (GO): membrane
Molecular function (GO): antiporter activity; xenobiotic transmembrane transporter activity
Source: RefSeq, a predicted model, not a curated record